Chanos chanos (milkfish) is the source of this 952-nucleotide messenger RNA. It is a transcript of the gene bola1, whose product is annotated as bolA family member 1. The record is from RefSeq and is a predicted model, not a curated record. Gene Ontology annotation, cellular component: mitochondrion. Lineage: Eukaryota; Metazoa; Chordata; Actinopteri; Gonorynchiformes; Chanidae. The coding region runs from base 88 to 540 and encodes 150 amino acids. The transcript has 2 exons.
UUGAUUUCCUGCAUCGACAAAUAGCGAGAAUUUAAAGGUCGGUGGUUGUGAAAGGCACUGUGUGGCUGUUACUUCCCUCCUUCUCUAAUGCUGUCCGGUGCUCUCCGCUGUGUGCGUCCCACCAUUCACACAAUUGCCUUAUCCCGACAGUUGGCUCAUUUUCGGCCGCAGAUGGAAGCUGGAGGUAACCGUCCCGUGGAGACUGCCAUACGGACAAAGCUGACCCAGGCCUUUCAGCCUGAGCACAUGGAGGUUCUGAACGAGAGCCAUAUGCACGCUGUGCCCCCAGGCUCCGAGUCCCAUUUCAGGGUGUUGGUGGUGAGCACACAGUUUGAGGGCCAGUCCCUGUUGCAGCGACACCGGAUGGUAAAUGAGGCUCUGCGGGAGGAGCUCAGUACCUGCGUCCACGCCCUGGCCAUCCAGGCCAAAACGCCCCAGCAGUGGGGGAGUAACCCCAGCCUGGCCAAGAGCCCACCUUGCCUCGGUGGAUCUAAGCAUGACAGCACUGUGGCUGAAAAACUCAAGGCUGGAAGAGACUGAUUCCUCCGUCGUCCUGUAUUGACAGCUCUUAGGUGGCUGAUCUCUGACGUGAUACCGUAGAUUCCUGUGUGACCCGUUUGGGUUUUCCCUCAGUUCAGAAUCGUUUCCUCUGUAUGAUAGCUGAAAGACAAACGGAUAGAAUUCACCCACCAAAAAUAAAGUGUUGCUGAAAUGACCUAAAAAUGCAGUAUGUGUUAGAAAAGCUACUAACAUGCAAAGCAUCGCAGCAGAACAUUCUGGAAUCAUGAUUUCAGCCAUCACCCUGUGUUCUCUUUAGGAUUCAGUUGGGGUUUUUUUUGUCCCAUGAAGUCAGGUAUGGUAAAAGAGAAAGAUUCUUAUGCUGUAACAGAUGAAAAUCGAAUCAGAAGAAUUCUAACUAAACUAAACCUUUCUUUCCUCUUUGAAGAGGGCU